Molecule: messenger RNA, 870 nt
Organism: Penicillium bovifimosum
Lineage: Eukaryota; Fungi; Ascomycota; Eurotiomycetes; Eurotiales; Aspergillaceae
Product: Mob1/phocein family protein
Exons: 4
Coding region: 1-870 (289 amino acids)
Biological process (GO): positive regulation of protein phosphorylation; cell division; signal transduction
Cellular component (GO): cytoplasm; nucleus
Molecular function (GO): protein kinase activator activity
Source: RefSeq, a predicted model, not a curated record
AUGUCUUCAUUCAUCACCACCAUGUCCGUCCCCGCCACCCCUCCCGCUGCUCAUUUCCCUUCCCCUAGAGAAUCUACCUCUCAUCCCCCGCUAUCACACUCCCCUACCGUCAACAUCAGCCCCGCCCUGUAUCAGACCACUCGCACUUCUUACAUUCCCUUCCCGGAGCCACCCUCUUAUCUGUCGCCAGCAGUGCGCGCUCUCAAACAAGGCUGUUAUGGACUAACACCUCCCAGCAAUGCCCGCACGCGCGCUCCCUUCAAGCCCCGCUCGGCCGCCAAGGGCACGAGCAGUUACCAGCUACGACAGUUUGCCGAAGCCACACUGGGAAGUGGUAGCUUGCGCAAGGCAGUCAAGUUGCCCGAAGGAGAAGAUCUCAAUGAAUGGCUCGCCGUGAACAUCGUCGACUUUUACAACCAGAUCAACCUGCUCUACGGGUCAAUAACCGAGUUCUGUUCGCCGCAAACAUGUCCCGAGAUGAAGGCCACCGAUGAAUUCGAGUACCUCUGGCAAGACUCGGAGAACUACAAACGCCCAACGAAAAUGUCCGCCCCGGAAUACAUCGAACACCUUAUGGCCUGGGUGCAGAGUAACGUCGACAACGAGCAAAUGUUCCCCAGUCGCAUCGGCGUUCCCUUCCCCAAGACCUUCCCCAGUCUCCUGCGCCAGAUCUUCAAGCGUCUAUACCGCGUCUACGCUCACAUCUACUGCCACCAUUAUCCCGUGGUAGUUCACCUCGGCCUCGAGCCUCACCUCAACACCAGCUUCAAGCAUUAUGUGUUGUUCAUUGAUGAGCACAAGUUGGCCAGCGGGAAGGACUUUUGGGGUCCGCUAGGUGAUCUGGUGGAUAGCAUGUUGCGCAGUGACUGA